Colletotrichum scovillei is the source of this 1081-nucleotide messenger RNA. Its product is annotated as NADP oxidoreductase coenzyme F420-dependent. The coding region runs from base 69 to 926 and encodes 285 amino acids. Lineage: Eukaryota; Fungi; Ascomycota; Sordariomycetes; Glomerellales; Glomerellaceae. The transcript is spliced from 3 exons. Gene Ontology annotation, molecular function: pyrroline-5-carboxylate reductase activity. Gene Ontology annotation, biological process: L-proline biosynthetic process. The record is from RefSeq and is a predicted model, not a curated record.
GCUCAUCUCGUCGUAUUGCAAAACACCUUGUAGUCGAUCUACUCAAUCGAAACCUGACAACAUCAAACAUGGCACCUGCUUUGGAGUCCAGCAAGAUCGCCUUCAUCGGCGGCGGCAACAUGGCCGCAGCGAUCAUCGGAGGCCUGGUCGCAAAGGGCAUCGACAAGCAAAACGUCACCGUCUCGGAGCCCUGGGAUGUGAACCGUGAAAAGAUGGCCGCUCUCGGCGUCAAGACCACCACAUCCAACGCUGAGGCCUUUGUCGGCGCCGACAUUGCCAUCCUGGCCGUGAAGCCCCAGGUUGCAAAGGGCGUCUGCAACGAGCUCGGCAAGGCCGUCUCGGGCCAGGAGAAGGUGCCUGUCGUCGUCUCCAUCGCCGCUGGUAUCACACUCGAGGCCCUGCAGAAGUGGCUGGCGCUCGACGACGGCCGGUCCCCGCACGUCGUGCGUGUCAUGCCCAACACCCCUGCCCUGGUGGGCGAGGGCGCCUCUGGUCUGUUCGCGGGUAGCGACGUGACCGAAGACGAGAAGAAGUUGACCGAGUCCCUUAUGGCGAGCGUCAGUAAGGCGACAGAGUGGGUUGACAAGGAGGAGCUGAUUGACGUUGUCACAGGCUUGUCAGGAUCUGGCCCUGCAUACUUCUUCGCCAUGGUCGAGCAUCUCAUUUCCAGCGCCGUUGGCCUUGGUCUCUCCCCCGAGCAGGCGAAGCGCUUGGCCACCCAGACCUGUCUCGGUGCCGGCAAGAUGCUCGUCGAGUCCCCCGAGGAGCCCAGUCAGCUUCGCAAGAACGUCACCAGCCCCAACGGUACCACACAUGCUGCUCUUCAGAGCUUCGAGGCAUCCGGCUUCCAGGAGAUUGUCAACAAGGCUGUCAAGGCUGCAGCGGAUCGCGGUGAGGAGCUUGGAAAGACUCUGGGCAACCAAUAAGGCAGUUGGUUCGCAAGAAAAACUGCACCUUUUCCCAGGCCGUUGGGACACUAUAUGGAGGGUAACAAAAAUUACGCUAGGUAUGGCUGAAGACCUCAAAAUGGGAGGGUUGGGUUUGGGAAGGUAGAUACAUGAAAAGAUGCAAAGAUGACGAC